AGCAGAACAAGAACACACAGGACAAGAGAGAAUAUAUCUGGAGCGACGAUUUAGGAGUUUAUCCCAAACCUACAAAAGGAUUUCCUCAUCUCAAGUUUACAUUUGCUUGAAUCGUCCUUCUUGUUUUUUGGGGGAAAGAUGAUGUUCACCGGUUUCAACACGGAGUGCGAUACCUCCUCCCGCUGCAGCACUGCUUCCCCGUCCGGAGACAAUCUAUACUACCCCUCUCCAGCGGGAUCUUAUUCCAGCAUGGGCUCUCCCCAGUCUCAGGAUUUCACUGACCUGACAGCAUCAAGUGCCUCCUUCAUCCCCACUGUCACAGCUAUUUCGACAAGCCCGGAUCUGCAGUGGAUGGUCCAGCCUUUGAUCUCCUCGGUGGCCCCUUCACACAGAGCUCACCCUUACAGCUCCAGCCCCAGCCCUGCUUACUCCAGACCAGGCAUGAGGUCUGCCUCCAGGGUUCACAGCUCCACCAAGAGAGGCAAAGUGGAACAGGUGACACCUGAGGAGGAGGAGAAGAGAAGAAUUCGCAGAGAGAGAAACAAACAGGCAGCAGCAAAGUGCCGUAACAGAAGAAGAGAACUCACUGACACUCUGCAAGCUGAAACUGACGAGCUAGAGGAUGAGAAAUCCAGCCUGCAGAACGAUAUUGCUAAUCUUCUGAAGGAGAAGGAAAGGCUUGAGUUCAUUCUGGCUGCUCAUCAACCCAUCUGCAAAAUCCCCUCAGAGCUGGACAGUGACUUUGCCAUGGCUUCCAUUUCUCCCGUCCAUGCCUGCCUGUCCACCCAGCCACAAACAACCAUCCCCAGUGCAACCACUAUCACUUCCAGCCAGCCAACCUUCACUUCAACCUCCAACUCUAUCUUCUCCAGCAGCACCCCCGUCCUCUCCACCGCCACUGUCUCCAGCAGUGCGGUCAAGAUGACAGACCUGGAAUCCUCAGUCCUGGAGGAGUCUUUGGACCUGCUGGCAAAGACGGAGAUGGAGACGGCGCGGUCGGUGCCAGAGGUGGAUCUGUCUAACUCCAUCUACACAACUCAGGACUGGGAGCCCCUUCACGCCUCAGCCAAUAACACUGACUUUGAGCCCCUGUGCACACCCGUGGUGACCUGCACACCAGCCGGCACCACCUACACAUCUUCUUUUGUGUUUACCUUCCCAGAGGCAGAGACCUUCCCCACUUGUGGCAUUGCCCACAGGAGGGGAAGCAGCAGCAACGACCAGUCCUCUGAUUCUCUCAGCUCCCCAACCCUGCUAGCCCUUUAAACACUCUUCCAAAAGACAAUAAUACUUCCUAUUAAGCACAUUUUCUUAAUGUAUGAGAUAUAUGUGCAGAUCACAGGGCUAUGUAUGGAAUGGACUUUCACCAGGAAGCAAAUUAUUUAUGAUUUUAUUCGCCUUUAUCUAUACUUGCCUAUUACACCAAUGUAGCAAGUUAAAAAGCAUGUUUCAACUAAUACCACCUAGUCGUUUUAUGAGUUCCUAUAUGAUUUUAUGGUGCUAGAUAACAAUUGUUGUAGUGUUGAUGUGUUCAGAGCAAUAGUUAUUAUUGAUCCAGUUUGUUUUCUGGUUGAUGGAAUGUGAGAGUAAUUGUGAACUGUUUGUGAAGACAAGAAAAAAAAUAUAUAUAUACUUAAAACGGACGUGCUUUGUCUUAACCAUGAUGGUCUGAGUGGUCUAUUUUUGAAGUUUUCUGUGAAAACAUUAGUGUUUUUAAUUUAUGAAAUUUCAAUUUAUUUUUUUACAGAGAGAAAGUGAAGA
Messenger RNA from Centropristis striata (black sea bass), 1761 nucleotides. It is a transcript of the gene fosab, whose product is annotated as v-fos FBJ murine osteosarcoma viral oncogene homolog Ab. Bases 139 to 1266 code for a protein of 375 amino acids. The record is from RefSeq and is a predicted model, not a curated record. Gene Ontology annotation, cellular component: nucleus. Lineage: Eukaryota; Metazoa; Chordata; Actinopteri; Perciformes; Serranidae. The transcript has 4 exons. Gene Ontology annotation, biological process: regulation of transcription by RNA polymerase II. Gene Ontology annotation, molecular function: RNA polymerase II cis-regulatory region sequence-specific DNA binding; DNA-binding transcription factor activity, RNA polymerase II-specific.